Cylindrotheca closterium is the source of this 1146-nucleotide messenger RNA. The record is from the annotation of a GenBank genome assembly. Lineage: Eukaryota; Bacillariophyta; Bacillariophyceae; Bacillariales; Bacillariaceae.
AUGCCAACCUUGACAGCCAGACAAUACCAUCCUCUGGCAAAGGGGUCGUUACAAGCCAGAAUGAGCGACCGUGACGAAGAAGCCCUUUCUCGAGCUCGAAACGAUGCCCGAACAGACAUUCGAAACCUCUUGACCCAACGUGCCAUACAAUCCUUUUUAUUUCUGUGCACAAGCGUCCGUGAUCCGCACAGCGUCAAGUGGAUCGAGGAGUUUUUGGAUGCACACAACCAACUAGACUUUCAUGGAACUGGAGCAGCUUACUUCGAGGCCUUUGGAGGGACCUGGGAUGCUCCUUUGUUGGCCAUGAUGGAGAUGCCCAAGGAUGUUGUGGUAGUUAGUGCCAAGCGUUCUGGGAAGGGUCAUCGGGGGUGGAGCAAGAAUAAUCCUUAUCUAGAAGACCGAUAUGUGGAGUUCAACAUUGAUAUUGAUCCAGUGUCAUUGACAUCUCGCAUUCUUUCCGUUCGGGAACAAAUUGCCACUGAAUGGGUAAAGGAUCUUAAUGUUCUAGCUGAAGCCAACGAUGAUAUUUUGGGCUCCUAUUUCUUGCUAGCAAAAGAGGAAAGAAGCAAAAGAGAACCAACAGGCACAAAACCUGAUUCGUCCAACGCGUCCUGUGCUAUCGCGUUUGAACGAACCGCGGUCAACAUACUCGAAAACAACAUGAACUUUCAAGGCGGCGCAACUGCAAGUUCGCCAUUCCGCAAGGGUAAUUUUGAUCUUCUCUACAAUCUCUGUACUCAAGCCAGUAUACAUAGGUUGUUGAGAGAAUAUAAAGAUGAUGUGGCUUCAGGUGGCGAGAAAGAAGCGAGGGCUAUUUCAUUUACUUGGCUCCGAGAAUUUUACGUUUCGCGUGUAGAAGAAUUUUUUGAUGGAAACCAACGGUAUGGUCGAGCCGACGACUUGAUUGAACAACUCUUGUUAUCUUCUCCAUCUGUCGUCUCCACCGAUGAUGGAAAGGUUGGGUUAGCAGAUCCAAUGGGGCUGGCGGAAGCAAUCAUCUCGAAGCGGCGAGAAGUAGUGGAUGAAUGGAAGGUUGUGAUGACAAAUGUCCCGACAGAUCACGCUGAUGGCAUUCGAAAGAACUUGUUGAAUAAGCAGAUGGAAUCGUGGGGAUCGGGACCCUCGUUGGGACAAGGAUUUCAAUAG